This is a messenger RNA of Sorex araneus (European shrew), 1260 nucleotides long. RefSeq names its product N-acetylneuraminate pyruvate lyase (gene NPL). Gene Ontology annotation, molecular function: 4-hydroxy-tetrahydrodipicolinate synthase activity; N-acetylneuraminate lyase activity. The coding region runs from base 152 to 1180 and encodes 342 amino acids. Gene Ontology annotation, biological process: N-acetylneuraminate catabolic process. Lineage: Eukaryota; Metazoa; Chordata; Mammalia; Eulipotyphla; Soricidae. The transcript is spliced from 12 exons. The record is from RefSeq and is a predicted model, not a curated record.
GCCGCUCUGCAGACUCAGCCUCCCCGGACCCUGGCUGCAGACGCCCCACACUCGGACUUCGUCCCCGGGUUUCAUCAUUAAUGAGCAGGCCCCGGGGACGGGAGGGUCUCUCGGUCCUUUCUGCGGCCUCCGAGUCACCGUCCACCGCUCCAUGGCCUCCGCCCAGAAGCCGCUGCAAGGCCUGGUGGCCGCCACCCUCACGCCCAUGACGGAGCUCGGAGAGGUGGACACCCGCGUCAUUGGCCGCUACGUGGAUUAUCUCGUCGAGGAGCAGGGCGUGAAGAGCGUGUUCGUGAACGGCACCACGGGAGAGGGACUGUCUCUGAGCCUGGCAGAGCGCCGCCUGGUGGCCGAGGAGUGGGUGACACAGGGGAAGAACAAGUUGGACCAAGUGGUCGUUCACGUGGGCGCCCUGAGCCUGAGGGAGUCCCAGGAACUGGCUCGACAUGCAGCUGCCAUCGGGGCUGACGGCAUCGCGGUCAUGGCCCCUUUCUUCCUCAAGCCCAGGAGCAAAGAUGCUCUGGUGAGCUUCCUGGAGGAGGUGGCCUCCGCGGCACCCACGCUGCCCUUCUACUACUACCAUAUUCCAGCCAUCACCGGGGUGAAGAUUCGUGCCGAGUCCCUGCUGGACGGGAUCCAGGAGAGGGUCCCCAGCUUCCAGGGGCUGAAAUUCAGCGACACAGACCUCCUGGACUUCGGGCAGUGCGUGGACCAGAACCAGAACCAGAACCAGCGCCUGGCCCUCCUGUUCGGGGUGGAUGAGCAAUUGCUGAGCGCCCUGAUGCUGGGGGCCACCGGAGCAGUGGGCAGCACCUAUAACUACCUGGGGAAGCAGACCAACCAGAUGGUGGAGGCUUUCCAGCGGAAGGAUUUCUCCUCUGCACAGAAUUACCAGUUUUGCAUCCAGAGGUUUGUCAACUUCGUCGUCAAGCUGGGGAUCACUCCUGGCGGUGCUCGGGAUGCCGGGGAUCGAGCCCAGGUGGGCCACGUGCAAGGUUUUGGGGUGGCCCAGACCAAAGCAAUCAUGAGCCUGGUGUCAGGGAUCCCCAUGGGCCCCCCGCGGCUGCCCCUGCAAAGGGCCUCUCCCGAAUUCAUCCGUCUCGCCGAAGCCAAGCUGAAGAGCUUAGAUUUCCUUCCUUCGGCGGGUGCCAAGGACGGAAGUGCAGAGGCCUGUGGCUAGCGGCUCUUUCUGGAAGCUAUUUGCUCCCCCUGGUUCUUUUUCCCCACCGGAGCCUUACCCUAAGUCAAUAAAAGUCUCAU